GCUGCCGCAGCCGCCAUGCUGCCCGCCGCGCUGCUCCGCCGCCCCGGUUUGGGCCGCCUCGUACGCCAAGCCCGUGCCUACGCUGAGGCCGCCGCCUCCGCGGCCCCCGCCGCGGGUCCCGGACAGAUGUCCUUCACGUUCGCCUCUCCCACGCAGGUGUUCUUCAAUGGUGCCAACGUCCGGCAGGUGGAUGUACCCACACAAACAGGAGCCUUUGGCAUCCUGGCAGCCCAUGUGCCUACCCUGCAGGUCCUGAGACCGGGUCUGGUUGUUGUCCAUGCUGAGGAUGGCACUACCACCAAGUACUUCGUGAGCAGCGGCACAGUCACGGUGAAUGCAGACUCUUCAGUGCAGCUACUGGCAGAAGAGGCAGUGACUUUGGACAUGCUGGACUUGGGGGCAGCCAAGGCGAACUUGGAGAAGGCGCAGUCGGAGCUGUUGGGGGCAGCAGAAGAGGCUUCAAGGGCCGAGAUACAAAUUCGAAUUGAGGCCAAUGAGGCCUUGGUGAAAGCCCUUGAGUAGGCGUGCCUGCCAGAUACCUGCUUCCAUUUACCUCCAAGGACAGCCUGCUUGUGGUCCAUAACCCCAAUUAAAGACCGAGGAGUCCAACUUGUGUGCACUGGUUUUGUGUCCUGC
Talpa occidentalis (Iberian mole) is the source of this 636-nucleotide messenger RNA. It is a transcript of the gene ATP5F1D, whose product is annotated as ATP synthase F1 subunit delta. NCBI's taxonomy places the organism in Eukaryota, Metazoa, Chordata, Mammalia, Eulipotyphla, Talpidae. The transcript has 5 exons. The coding region runs from base 16 to 522 and encodes 168 amino acids. The record is from RefSeq and is a predicted model, not a curated record. Gene Ontology annotation, biological process: proton motive force-driven ATP synthesis. Gene Ontology annotation, molecular function: proton-transporting ATP synthase activity, rotational mechanism.